AUGGGAAGAGAUCCUAGUUAUUGGACUGAUCCCGAAAAGUUUUGCCCAGAGAGGUUCUUGAACUCUUCUAUUGACCAUAAAGGAGCACACUUCGAGUAUAUACCAUUUGGUGCUGGAAGAAGGAUUUGCCCUGGCAUGUUAUUCGGAAUAGCUAUUUUUCAACUGGGCCUGGCCAAUUUGCUCUUCCAUUUUGACUGGAAACUUCCCAUAGCACUUCAACACAUAGAUUUGACGAAACUCUCUGGCUCUCCAUCUCAAGUAAAUAGCUACUACGCCUAA
This is a messenger RNA of Linum tenue, 279 nucleotides long. NCBI's taxonomy places the organism in Eukaryota, Viridiplantae, Streptophyta, Magnoliopsida, Malpighiales, Linaceae. The record is from the annotation of a GenBank genome assembly.